UUAGCCGGAGUUUAUACGUGUUGUUUAAUACAGGCGUAGUUUGCACAUUUAUAAAUUAAUUAAAUUAAAUUAUUGUUUUUAUGUAAAAAGUAUCAAGUGAAGUUUAGCGACCGAGCUGCUAGGUUGAAAACAUAUUUAAAUAAAAUAAUAAAUAGAAGACAGUUGCUACUUGAAGUCAUUGAAAAGCGCUUAAAUGUCACAACAUACCAAAAAGGACACAGCCAGCCAUGCGAAUAGCACACGCCAGCGCAAACAGGACGAUAGCAACAGCAACAGUAACAGCAACAGCAAGAGUCAAAAGAAACAGGCACCCAAUGGGAGCACAAAGGGCGGCGGCAGCAGCAGUAGCAACUCCAACAGCAACACCUCAUUUACAAUUAGCAACAGCAGCUCUGCCAAAAUGCAGACAAAUGCAACAACAACAACGGCACAGGCACACAUAAAGCAGACGAGCAAAACGCAGUUAAGCAAAAAGGAUAAACAGCAAAAAGACAAAGAGCGCGAUGAGCGAGCACAGCUGGUGCUAUGGCGACGUCCUCUGCAGACGUCCAAAUACUGUGCACUCGAACUGAUUGCACUGCUGCGCACAUGGAGCAGCAGAUUAAUGCAGCAACGCGGCCUGUUGGCUGUAUUAAUAGUAUUAGGCAUUGUAUUUAGCAUAAUUUAUAAAAUUGAUGGUCCUCAUCAGAUGGCCAUUGAGCUAGUGCGUCAAAACACCUGGUUUUUUGUCUACUGGAUUGGCCUGGGUGUCCUCUCAUCCGUUGGCUUGGGCACCGGCCUACACACGUUUCUUCUAUAUUUGGGACCGCACAUAGCCAGUGUCACAUUGGCCGCCUAUGAGUGCAAUUCUCUUAACUUUCCCAAGCCACCAUAUCCCGACGACAUCAUUUGUCCGGAGGAGCCAUAUGAGAAGCGUGUGCCCGAUAUCUGGGCCAUAAUGACUAAAGUACGCCUUGAGGCAUUCCUUUGGGGCGCUGGCACCGCACUGGGCGAACUGCCGCCAUACUUUAUGGCCAAGGCCGCUCGACUCUCCGGCUGCGAUCCCGAUGAUGCCGAGGAGUUGGCCGAAUUUGAGGCACUCAAUGCCAAGCGUCAUCAAAAGAAUCUUAGCCUAAUGGACAAGGGCAAGCUGUUCAUGGAGCGCGUAGUCGAGCGCGUUGGCUUCUUUGGCAUACUGGCUUGUGCAAGCAUUCCCAAUCCUCUGUUCGAUUUGGCCGGCAUCACGUGCGGACAUUUCCUGGUGCCAUUUUGGACGUUCUUUGGAGCGACACUUAUUGGCAAGGCCAUCAUUAAGAUGCACAUACAGAAAAUCUUUGUGAUUAUCGCAUUCAAUGAGUCGCUACUCGAGCGUGCUGUCGAUUUAUUGGCAUCGCUUCCCGUCUUUGGACGCAAGCUGCAGCAGCCAUUUAAAGGAUUUCUCGAAAACCAGAAGCAGCGAUUGCAUAGACAGCAGCGUGGACGCGGCGCCAGCGCUGGCGGUGACUCUGGCAAUCUAUUAUCCAAGAUCUUUGAGACAUUUGUUAUUGGCAUGGUCUGCUAUUUCGUAGUGUCCAUUGUCAAUUCGCUGGCCCAGAGCUAUCAUAAGCGACUGCAUAAGAAAUCUCGCAACUCGACGUCGGGAGCAGCUGCAGUGACCACGCCCACCGGCACACUGAGGAAGCCUGCCAAGCAGAAGGCGCUCCGCGACUAAACGCCAAAGCCACUUUAGUUUCGCCACCCUUUCCGCAAUUUAUGCAAAAUUCUUUGUUAAUAUUUUUCUCUCAGUUUACCCCUUUUUUUAAGUGAUUUUUGCGUUUUUUUUUUUUUAUUAUUAUUGUGUUAGUCAAAUUCUAAAGGUUCUGCUAAUUCUGCUUUUGUAUGUCUCGAUAAGAGUGGAAUUUGUGAGAGAACCGUAUAAAUUAAAUAUAUUGUACAAGGUAUUUUUUUUGUGCUAGCGAGUGAAUUAGAAUGGAAUUGCUGAUAGAGCUGCUUGGAAUGACCGUAGUAGACUAGACUAGUUAAAAAGAGAAAAUAAAAUAACAAAAAUAUAAGUAUAAAAUAGAAAUA
Molecule: messenger RNA, 2046 nt
Organism: Drosophila innubila
Lineage: Eukaryota; Metazoa; Arthropoda; Insecta; Diptera; Drosophilidae
Gene: Tango5
Product: vacuole membrane protein 1
Exons: 5
Coding region: 194-1690 (498 amino acids)
Source: RefSeq, a predicted model, not a curated record